AUGUAUAUGACCUUUGAUGCCAAUUAUAUAGUGAAGCCUAGUGAUAUAUGUCUGAGCCCAGUACUAUCAGUUAUUCAGAUCGCAACAACCCCAGCCAGUGUGAACUGUUGGGAGAAGACGGACAUAGAAGGUACCUUAUUUGUGUACAAAAGGUCAGCUUCUCCUUAUCAUGGUUUUACAAUAGUGAAUCGACUGAACAUGCACAACCUAGUUGAACCAGUAAAUAAAGACUUGGAGUUUCAGCUCCAUGAACCUUUUCUUCUCUACAGAAAUGCUAGCUUGUCGAUUUACAGUAUCUGGUUUUAUGACAAGAAUGACUGUCAUCGAAUAGCAAAACUCAUGGCUAAAGUGGUGGAACAAGAAGCUCAGAGAUCUCGGCAAGUUUGCCAUGACAGAAAAAGCCCCAGCAGAACCAAUGGCUGCAAUGAAAACAGGCCCAUUGACAUCCUGGAAAUGCUUAGUAAAGCCAAGGAUGAAUACGAACGAAAUCAGGUCAGCGACUUGAGUAUUGUAUCAAGUUCUGGAAUGCAACAAAAUGCAAAUCCCCCAAAGCCAGACAGCACAGAGGCCUCAGAACAAGCAACUUCAUUACAAAUGCAAGAUCAGCCAUUUCAGUCAAGGCAAAAGCAUCUGACUUUGGAAGAAUUGUUUGGAACUUCUGUACCAAAGGAACAAGCAGCAGUUCCGUAUCCCACUCCAGAGCGGAUGGAGACGUCGCAGCCUGACACCUCUGCCAGAGAGCAGCGCAAUUUGCUCUUGCCUUUUUCCUUUGACCAGUCAACAGUAAUACAUCAACCAUUAGGGAAAUCAGAAAGUCCCGGGGUUAAAACCAGUACCAGUGCUCUGAAUCAGCAGGUUUUUUUACCUCCAGCUUCAGUUUCCCAGUCUGAUGUAAAAAACAUUUCAAAUUAUUCAGUUCAUUUAAGCCCUGUUCUUAAUUCAGCCUCGACAAUGGAAGCUGCCCCUGCUCAGAUGCUUCCUGGCCUAAAACAAAACAACAGCAUAAUGCAAGUUAUGCAGCAAGCUGCCAAGCAGAUAUCCCCACUAGUGAAUCAGCUGCCAUCUGAGGUGAACCACGCGCCACAAAAUCUAAUGGCUGGCCAAAGCCAGUUUGUACCACCCUUGACAUCAACAAAUGCAGGAACUGUCUCAAAUACAUCCCAUACAAGUGUUGAUCUUCUUCAGAAACUCAGGUUGACCCCACAACAUGACCAAAUGCAACAGCAGGCUCUCACUAAGACUUCCUUAACACCAAACACCUCUGCCUCGGUUGGCCAACUUGCAACACCAGAAAGCUUCAAAGAAUCACACAGUAAACCAUCAACCUUGAACAGCAAGAUAAUCUCUCCACUUCAGACUGCACAACAAAACAAGGAAUCAGAACCGUUUUCACAGCCGAAGAGUUUACCUAAAGCAAGUCAGGUUGUACCUCCGCAGUUUGUUACAACCACGACUACAGUAACUCCUUCAAUCCUCUUGUCUCCUAGUGUUUUUCAGCAGUCUGCUACAAAAACUACUGAAGUGGAGAACAAAGCCCAUUCUUCUUCUCCUUUAACACUUGCAACAACAGAAAUUCAGACUAUACCUCCUACUGUUCUCAGUAGGUCUCAGCUUCAGGAAGCGCUCAUACAUCUAAUAAAGAAUGAUUCCCGUUUUCUCAGCACUAUUCAUGAAGUCUACUUGCAAGUCCUAACUAAGAAUACAGACAACAUCAAGCUAUAAUCGAAGUUAAAUCUACUUGGAAUAUGUCCACUUUAGAAACAAUUAUGCCUCAUAUAUAAAACUAAUAUUUUUUUAAAAGAAUAUUUAGUUUUCAACGUCUUGAAUUUGAACCUGUUAGGAAAGACUAUUCCUUAAAUACUUAUGAAAGUAAUGUUCUCAGAAGUGAUCUAGGUUUCCACUGUGAUCAUCACCAGCAAACCUUUGUUUUUAUUGGGGAGGGGAGUUAAGUUAUGUAUGAGCUCUCAUUAGCAUUAAGUGAAAGUGCAAAUGUUUGCUCUGGCUUUCAUUCCAAGCUGUCUUUGCUUUUCAAGAGUUACAGAAUCAAUACUACUUAAACCAGCAAAUACAUAAUACAGUACACUACACCACACCAGAAAAACAAAAUUCAGUUGUGUGAACCUAGGCCUGGUUUUAAGGACUAAGCGAAAGUAGGAGAGGGUAAUGUCUUGUGAUUAAGUUGGCAGGUGUGGGGAAGAGAGUUUUGGAAAUCAGGCUUUUGGAGCUAGAUUUUUAACACAGGGAUUAAAAAUAUGAUUUGGCUCAGUAUGUGAUCAGUAAACAGUCUUUAGCUAAUGCACGUGAAUUUCUUUUAAAUACUCCUUUAACUUUACUUGUUUCUGCAUUUCUGACAUUGAACAGCUAUCCAAGUGAGUAAGGCCGUUUUAUCUAAAAAGGGAGAAUUUGAAAUAUGCAAAAUCCUCAGUGUGAUUGUAUCAUCUUUAAGCAGCAGUGUAAUUUUGUUGAAUGCUGAAGUUCUUUUGUUUUGCCUUUAUAGUUGGAAGACCUCUGGAAGCCCAUCUUCUUGUUCAGUGAUGUUCAAUAUAAUAAUUGAAAUAUUUUGUUUCCCUUUAGCUUAAGGAUGGACCAGUGUUAUAGUUGGGUUUCAUUCCUCAUUUAUAUUUGAACUGCAGUGUUGAAAACUAUGCAGAUGGGGAACAAAUGCAUGCUCUUUUGUUGCCCUCUCCCCAAAUUGCUUCUUCAUACUUCAUAGUGUGAAUUUUAUCUAAUUAAAAUGCUACAGUUUCUUAUAUGUGAUUUAGUAAUUCACUAUUCGCUAAUGUAAGAAUUUAACCUCAUACUUUCCUGUUUGAAAUCAAAACAUUUCUAAUGAUAUUUUCCUGUGCUGCUGUGUUGGUUUACCCACUUCUCUGUGGCAUGCGAAGGAGUGAAUAAGACUUUAAUGUAGGUCUCAAUUUUUCCAGCAAUAGUCGUUUUAAAGGAUGCUUUUCCAGUAGCAAAGUUUUGGCUUAUUGAGUGAAAAGAUAAUUUAUAGUAAGUUAUGAUGCACUGCUUCCCCCCACCCUCAGCACUAUUGAAAUAUGAAGAAAAAAGUUGUUUGGCUCCUGGCAAAAAAAAUAUUUAUGUAUAUCCUAAGGAUUAGUUAAUGUUGACAUAGUCAAGGUGCACAGCCAUUUCAUUGGAAACUAGUAAUUAAGCUUUAAUUGUGACUUGUUCACAAAUCAAUAUGUUUUAGCUGUAUCAAAUGUUUGUUUUAUGUAUUUGAUCUAUUUUAGUUUUUUUCAUAGCUUUUUAGUGGAAAAUAUAUUUUGUUUAGCACUACCUGCCUUCUGUAAAGCUCUUCUCAGCCCUUGAGUUCAAUGUUUCAAGUUAAAAUACAUAGUAUUUUGUUAGAAAAAUGUGCAAAAUUCAGGGAAAGAUGCUAAUGUAAUGCACAUCUACCAAGAAAUAUAUUGGCUUUAAUAGUAGCAUUUGAAUUCAGCAAUAUAUACUGUGUGAGCCUUGUUAAGGAAGAUAGGAGCUUCCUACAUAAAUUCUAGCGAUGUACUUCUGUGUGUAUGCAUAAACAGUGAAAUUCAAUUUAGGUUUAAGGUCUACACUUUCUUUUUGUGUGUGAAAAACUUAGUAAGGAAAAGAGGACAAACAAGUGAGCAGUUCCUAUGGGGGGGUGGGAUUGAUAGCCUAAACCAAAUAUAGAGUUGUUUUUUCCUCUGGAUUUAGCAAAGACUAAGUCCAUAAUUUCUUGCUUUUUACGAAUAGUUUUCAGUUUCUUCAAAGGAAGAUUUGAUAUAAGUUUCCAAGAAUAGAAAUAUUGGAAGCUGAUAGCAAAUAUUUGUACUGUUUGCUAAAUAGUCUCAUUCUUAAUGUCGUAUCCAAAGAUCCGUACAAGUGAUAGGAAGGGGUUGUAGUUUGAGUUCCUAACUCAUAUACAAUUGAUAAAAAAUAAUACUGUUUGAAGUAGUCAUGCUAUUAUGAGAGUUUAACUCUGCUCUGAAUAUCUUGCAUUUAUUUGUUUCCAACUGUCCAGGAACCUCCAUGAGCAGCUGGCAGAUCCUUACUUUGCUUUGUUUUUGUAGUGUGCUAAUAGCAAUACAUUGUGAGUUUAAAUUUUUUCUAGCUUUCAGAAUAAAUUCAAAUAGAUGCAGAGUGAAAUAAUAGUUACUAGGCAGGCAUUCUUACUACAAACAAACCCAUUCAUCUUGAAUGCCUACAUGUUUAUUCUGACUUCCAUAUAUGUAGCCAAUAGACACUGGAAAGAACAGAGGUGUCCUGUAAUAACACACUGGAGAGUUAGUCUGCAGUAUAUGACAAGUGCCAGAUAAACCUCUUUAAUUAAGAAUUGCAUUGUAAAACACAAGUUCAACUGCAGUGUAAAACUUGAGCUUAAAUGUAGAAUGUGUUGUUUGGCAACUUUUUUUUCCUAAUCAUUUUAACUUUCUGUAUAAAUCUAAAAUUAUCAGCUUGUCUCAGUGCUUGAUUUGUGUUAGCUGCAUGUAGUGAUCACUAAUGCAUAGCAAGUUACCGUGCGUCAUCACAGCAACUUCUUGUGACCGUUUUCAAAUGAUUUUUAUUUCAGUAAAACUGCUGGCUUAAUGAGAUUUUACCCAUUAUUUCUGAGAACGAAAAGAUUGGUUCAUACUAUAUUCCCAAAAUGAAUUGUAUUAUCUAAGCAUGUGUAUUGUGGCCAGUGUUAAGUCACUUUAAACAAAAAAUAGAAAAUGAAAGUAAAAAUUUAGAUUUAAUCAAAGACAGUUUUAAAACCUAUAGCUGCUGAUUUGUUCAGGAAAAUCAAGAUUUUCAGUUUUGUAGUUAGAAAUUAUCUGAUGUUAUUUAAUAAUGCAAAGUUUAUAUGAAAGGUGCCUAACAGCUAUUAAUUUAGAAGCAGUAUAUCUUUUCAAAUUAAACAAGAUUUGCAGAACGAUUGAGUGAAAUUUAAGAAAGUGAUUCGUCUUAAUUUCACAAAAAGUAAAUGCUUAACAGUCUGUGUAUACCUACUCAAUAUUUAAACACUUGCUGCUGAAUGUAUCUCAAUUUUACUUGCAUUUCUAAUUGCUUCAUUUUGGUAUAUUUCUGAAAACCCUUAUGCUAUGCAUAGUCACUGAUGUAAUUCCUGAAAAACUAUCAGAAACAGACUUUAAUUUGGGACUUCUUUUAAAAAGUGUGCUAAACAAAUCAGCCCCCUUUUUGCCAGCUAUUUGGGUUGCAUAAGCAUAUCUUAACAGGAGGAAUGUGUGCAAUAUAUUUCACCUCAGUUUUGUCUGACAUCGUUACAAGAAUGUUAAGAUGCAAUAUCUCCCUUUCACUUCAAGUUAGAAGAAUUGCAGUAUCUUUAAUUUGGUCUAUUUAUUUUUUUUAUCUGUUCAGUGUAUGGGCACAUGGUUAGGUUUUUAUGUGUGUGUUAUUGUUUUUUGUUGCUUUUUUUGAAGUAUAUUAUGUGUUUUUAGCGAUGUCUGAGUUUUACCAGUUUUGUGGAUGCACAAAUUAUUACCCAUUUGCAUGUUCUUUAAAUAUGAAGACCAUAGGGAGGGGAAGCUUCAGGAAAAUUGUCUGGAAAUCUGAAAUGAGAAUAAUUUUAGGUCAAUAAAUGUAGAUACUGCAUCAUUAACGUUUUUGGUAUGGUAUAGAUUUUAUAGCACCUAUGUAUGUUUGCAAAUAUUAAGUUAUUGCAUAAAUGUUUAAGAAUGAGCAUUUUUCAUCCAAAAUUUUGUAUGUUUGCAAAUAUAUU
Struthio camelus australis is the source of this 5686-nucleotide messenger RNA. Lineage: Eukaryota; Metazoa; Chordata; Aves; Struthioniformes; Struthionidae. The record is from RefSeq and is a predicted model, not a curated record.